Purpureocillium takamizusanense is the source of this 830-nucleotide messenger RNA. It is a transcript of the gene HTA1, whose product is annotated as histone H2A. The record is from RefSeq and is a predicted model, not a curated record. Gene Ontology annotation, cellular component: nucleosome. Gene Ontology annotation, molecular function: protein heterodimerization activity; DNA binding; structural constituent of chromatin. The coding region runs from base 186 to 590 and encodes 134 amino acids. The transcript has 3 exons. Lineage: Eukaryota; Fungi; Ascomycota; Sordariomycetes; Hypocreales; Ophiocordycipitaceae.
CUCCAACGCGCCAAAAAGUACUUAACCUCUGAGCCCCCCUCCAUGUCCCCUUCGCUCUCCCAUUUUGAAUUCCCCAAUUGUCACCACUGCCAUCCACCUGCAUCUUUGUCGCCCUGUCAUCCGGCCGUACUCUCGUACCCAUUUCGAACGUUCAAGUUUUCCCAACCCAAAAUCACAACAUCAAAAUGACCGGCGGCGGCAAGUCUGGCGGCAAGGCCUCUGGCUCCAAGAACGCGCAAUCCCGUUCGUCCAAGGCUGGUCUCGCGUUCCCCGUUGGUCGUGUCCAUCGUCUUCUGCGAAAGGGCAACUAUGCUCAGCGUGUCGGUGCCGGUGCUCCCGUCUACCUGGCUGCUGUUCUCGAGUAUCUCGCUGCCGAAAUCCUUGAGCUCGCUGGCAACGCCGCCCGUGACAACAAGAAGACUCGUAUCAUUCCCCGUCAUCUCCAGCUGGCCAUCCGAAACGAUGAGGAGUUGAACAAGCUGCUUGGUCACGUCACUAUUGCCCAGGGUGGUGUCCUUCCCAACAUUCACCAAAACCUGCUGCCCAAGAAGACCGGCAAGAGUGGCAAGGGUCCGAGCCAAGAGCUAUAAACGGCUGCGUGUUUUGUUUUUAACUUGCGACGGUUGAUUGCUUUCGGUGCUUACGACAUGGGGUCACGGUUCAGGGUUCACGGCUACUUUGGUCUCUAUUUUUUUUUACGCGUCUGGGUUGUACUAUAAUCCCCCACGGCAAUGGUCAUCAUGAAUGAGAAACAAUUUCAAAACUUGAGUCUCCCAUUUCGUAUGAUUGCAUCUAUCGGCCAAUUCGUCGCGUCUCCUAGCUUGACGCAC